UUUCUGGUACUAUGCCCUCCAAUAUUGGUGAUUAUCAGAAUUUGUCUCAACUGUAAGUUAUACCAUCAGCUUCCAUGCGUUUCAACCUAAAAGUUUGGCAGUUGAUAAUCAGGGAUUUGAGCUUUAACAAUUUAACUGGACCAAUUCCAGAUUCUCUCUUCAAUUCGAGCUCUCUCUUAUACUUGUUUCUUGGGAAUAAUAAAUUGAAUGGAACUCCUCCCGCGCUAAAGAGUCCUUCUCUUCUGCAUAUAGAUGUGUCAUACAAUCAAUUAUCGCCGGCAAUUCCAUCUUGGGCGAACAACAGUGUUAUGGCUACAGGAUUUGACUGUAUUCUAGAGAAUCUUCCCUGCCUUGGAGAUAUUCACAGUUCUCCUAAGUAUUCUGACUUUGCGAUUAAUUGUGGUGGUCCAGAGAUAACAUCUAGUAGUCAGAUUGUAUAUGAGCGGGAUAGCGAGACUCUUGGUCCAGCUACUUAUUACGAGGCUAGUACAAAAAGGUGGGCAGUUAGUAAUGUCGGGCACUUCAACGAGCUAAACGAUCCCCAGUAUACGAGUUUCUCUUCAAUUCAGUUCAAUACUUUGGAUUCGGAGCUGUUACAGACAGCACGAAUAUCACCAGGAUCACUAAGAUAUUUUGGACUGGGACUUGAGAAUGGUAAUUACAAUGUGACUCUCGAGUUUGCAGAGACAGCAUUCUUAGAUCCCCCAUCUUGGAAAAGUCAUGGAAGGCGUGUUUUUGAUAUAUACAUCCAGGUCAGUGCCGCAUUAUCACAAUUGGUUUUUUUUUCUUUUUGAUAGUCCUAAUCUUUUUUUGAAAGAAAAAAUAACUACAAAGAAC
Rhododendron vialii is the source of this 837-nucleotide messenger RNA. RefSeq names its product probable LRR receptor-like serine/threonine-protein kinase At1g56140. NCBI's taxonomy places the organism in Eukaryota, Viridiplantae, Streptophyta, Magnoliopsida, Ericales, Ericaceae. The record is from RefSeq and is a predicted model, not a curated record. The transcript has 6 exons. Gene Ontology annotation, molecular function: protein binding. The coding region runs from base 75 to 794 and encodes 239 amino acids.